AUGUACGGAUUUCUCCUUAUUUGCCUCGUUGCUGCCGCAGCGGCGGAUAAUUUGGGAUACAAUUACCAACCACUUGGACACGAUGCUCCGACUGGAGGAAUCCUUCUCGGCGAUGCUAUCACAAACGGAGCCAACAGCUACUCCGGUGGAGUUGCCACUACAACUGACGGUGGAUUUAGCGGAUUCACUGGCGUUAAUGAUGCCGGAAACUUCGCUCACAGCGGUAGUGGAACAGGAUUAGGUCCACAAUCUGGACACAUCGAAUACAACAAAGAAUUCUAUACUUACGCUGCGCCCCAGCACGAGUUCGACGAUAAUGUCGGCGCUGAACAAUUCAGUGGAUCGCUAAAGAAGCAAUUGCGUGUGGUCUUCAUUAAGGCGCCAGAAAAUCAAGGUCUCAGCAAUGCCGUACUGCAGUUAGCUCAACAGUCUGCCGAGCAGCGAACUGCUAUUUAUGUGCUUAGCAAACAGCCCGACGUCUCUGAAUUGGCCAACAAGUUGCAGGCGCUAAAGGGUGGCAGCACGAAUGCACCAGAAGUGCAUUUCGUUAAGUAUCGUACGCCCGAAGAUGCGGCGCAUGCACAGCACGCCAUUCAAUCGCAAUACGAGUCCCUGGGCGGUCAAUCGCAACACUCAAAUGAAAGUGUGGCACCGGUUUUGGACUUCGCUUCGCCUGCGGUAGUGCCUUUAGCGCAGAGUCAAGGCGAUGCUGGGACUGGCGUAGGAUAUCUGCCACCGAAUUAG
Messenger RNA from Bactrocera tryoni, 744 nucleotides. RefSeq lists its product as uncharacterized. The coding region runs from base 1 to 744 and encodes 247 amino acids. Lineage: Eukaryota; Metazoa; Arthropoda; Insecta; Diptera; Tephritidae. The record is from RefSeq and is a predicted model, not a curated record. The transcript is spliced from 2 exons.